CACGCCUCCGGUCCCGCCCCGCCACGUCCCUCUCCGGCGGCGGGUCCCGCCCCAGCGGCGUACCGCGCCAUGGCCUUCAGUCUCUACUCGCUGCUGCAGGCCGUCCUCCUCAUCGUCAACGCCGUGGCUGUGCUGCAUGAGGAGCGCUUCCUCCGCCACGUUGGCUGGGGAAGUGAUCAAGGGAUUGGAGGAUUUGGAGAGGAACCAGGAAUUAAGGCACAGCUAACGAACCUUAUCCGAUCUGUACGGACCGUUAUGAGAGUGCCAUUAAUAGCAGUGAACUCCGUUACAAUCAUUCUCCUCCUGUUGUUCGGUUGAAGAUACCCGUUGCGAAAUCUUUUGGACAUCCAAAGAAGCAGGUUGCUAACCACCUCUGCUCUGAGUUUUCUGGGAUCCAGCACGGUUUAGCUGUCAAUUUGACAUUCAGCUUAAAAUAAUAAAGACACUAUUUCUAUUUAUGCUAUUUCCUAACAUUCACUUGCAGUUUAAUUAAACAAGAUAUUGGGAUCAAUGCAACAAUGCUGCAAAUCUAUGGGACUGUGACAAGUUCUGUUGCUGCCUGUUAGUAGCGUUGACUGUUAGAGUACGCGUCGCGACAUAUUGCAAUGAUUGUCGGUAGGAUGCAGUUUUUAAAUGUCUCGUUACUCAGGGAUGAAUUUCCUCCAGUAUGCUUCCCAAUUUAUUUUUAAGUUAAGAAAGGCAACAGUUCUUUUUUUGCAGUUGCUACCACAGUCCUGUUGAAGAGAACACAAGUUAGGCUCUGCAAAAGUGUUACAAAUUAUUGAAGUACAGUUGUGUUAUUGAGGGAGACAAAACUAGCUGGGUAAAGCCCUGACCCAGUUCAUGCUGGAAGUCAAAUGUUCCCGGUUUGAUUGAGAACAGGAUUUUUCUCUUGGUAGUCUUUUAAAAUCAAUAACAUUCUGUGCUGAUGGGGAUUAAGUUGAAAAUAGGUGCAAUUGCUAUGGAAAAAUCUAAAAAGCUGUACCUAAAGCUGGGCAACUCUGUAUUAAUUUAGACUAGCGGAUGAUGUUAGUGAUUAGUAUUUGUUACUGUUCUGUCAAGGAUUAUUAUACUCCUUAAAAUGCACGUUAAACUUUGCGUGGUGAUUGGUGUGUUGAAAAUGGGGAACCGCUUGUGCUCCGAGCUUCUUGGGAAACGUGGGAGGGGAAUACUACGCUCUUUUCAAAUGCAAUUCUUUGUUUAAAAAAUAAUGAAUUUGCAGCCUCUUCUAUUACCUCUGCUUUUUUCCCCGCCCACUGUCUUCCUUUGUUAAUUUAGCAGCUUACUGAGGUUGGAGCUGUGGGUGUGAUCUCGCAGCUCUGUCGCAGAGAAUAUUGCAAAUUGCUCUGAUCUUGUCUCAGUUAAGGCUGCUGGGUUGGUCCAGUGUCACACAGCAAGUCUGAAUUGCAGAGGGCUGGUUCUCAUGUACUUUUAGGAAAGUUAGAAGCCUCGCAUCUGUUCCUUUACUAAAGUGCUUUAGUUUUUCUUUUUUUCUUUUUUUUUUUUUAAAGUGGGGAAGGCCAAAGGAAGGCUGGCACUUUCAUUGUUUAAAACAGCUUAGUUUAUCCUCUCUCUGUCUCGAUGACUAAAGCAUAUGCUGUUGUAUACAAAGAUAAAGCUGUAAUAUGUGUAAAUGAAUUUAACAAUCUUCAGUUGCAGUGUUUUGCAGAGUAGAGUAUAUCCAGGAGAGUUUUAUGUUGUUUCCUUUUUUUUUUUUGUAAGUGAAAACUUGUAAAUAAAUUCUGAAUCUCUAAAUUAA
Phalacrocorax carbo (great cormorant) is the source of this 1759-nucleotide messenger RNA. Lineage: Eukaryota; Metazoa; Chordata; Aves; Suliformes; Phalacrocoracidae. The record is from RefSeq and is a predicted model, not a curated record.